AUGGAGGUCGUCGGAGGAGAAGUUGAUUAUACUUUUGUGAUUCAAAAAUCUUUGGUUCUAUUGAUAUGCGUUGGGUUGGCAUGGAAAAUGAUUGUAUACAUGUGCAAUUUGUUAAAGAUUGAGAAAGAACCUAUAAGGGUUUUGGUCACUGGUGCAGCAGGGAACAUAGGAUAUGCAAUUGCUCCAAUGAUUGCAAGAGGUAUCAUGCUAGGUCCAGACCAACCCAUGAUUCUGCAUUUACUUGAUAUAGAACCAGCUUCAAAAUCACUAGAAGCUGUGAAGAUGGAGCUUCAAGAUUCAGCCUUCCCUCUUCUCCAAGGCGUUAUCACGACAACAAAUGUUGACGAAUCUUGUAAAGAUGUGAACAUCGCCAUAAUGAUCGGCGGGUUCGCAAGAAAAGAAGGCAUGGAAAGAAGAGACGUGAUGUCAAAAAAUGCAGUGAUAUUUAAAGCUCAAGCUUUGGCGUUAGAGCGAUAUGCAUCAGAUGAUUGCAAGGUUCUCGUUGUAGCUAACCCAGCGAACACAAAUGCUCUGAUUUUGAAAGAGUUUGCACCUUCGAUCCCGGAAGAAAACAUCACUUGCCUGACACGUCUCGAUCAUAACCGAGCUCAAGCUCGCCUUGCGGAGAAGCUAAGUGUUCCCGUGAGCAGCGUGAAGAACGUGAUCGUCUGGGGAAACCAUUCUUCAACUCAGUAUCCAGACACCAGUCACGCAAUGGUCUCUACUAAGACCGGAGAUCAACCCGUGAAAGAACUACUUGUCGCUGACCAGAAAUGGCUGAAGAACGAGUUUAUUACAGAAGUUCAGCAACGUGGUGCAGAGAUUCUAAGGGCACGGAAACAGUCGAGUGCUCUGUCUGCUGCUAGCGCAGCUUGUGACCAUAUUCAUGACUGGUUUCUUGGAACACCUAAAGGAAACUGGGUAUCUAUGGGUGUUUGUUCUGAUGGCUCUUACGGUAUACCACCCGGUUUGGUUUACUCGUUUCCGGUUAACUGUGAGAAAGGGAGUUGGAAGAUCGUACAAGGACUCAGCAUUGAUGAGUUCUCGAGGGAGAAAAUGGAUGACUCUGCAAGAGAGCUAGCUGAAGAGCAGGAUUUAGCAUAUUCAUGUCUCAAUUUAUAA
Molecule: messenger RNA, 1122 nt
Organism: Eruca vesicaria subsp. sativa (arugula)
Lineage: Eukaryota; Viridiplantae; Streptophyta; Magnoliopsida; Brassicales; Brassicaceae
Source: the annotation of a GenBank genome assembly